CAGGGCUGGGGGACGCGUUGUUCACGCCUCGUGUCUCUGCCUGGCGGGUCCCUGUCUCAGCAGCUCGGGCUCUGGUGGGGGGGGAUCCGGGUCCCAGCCCGGGGGGGGGAGGCGGUGACGCUGCAGCUGCUGCCGCUAGUCCCCCCCCACCCGCCCGGCUGCUUCGCAGAAGAGACGAGCGGAGCCAACCCCCGCAAGAUGAGCUCCGAGAAAACAGGCUUACCGGACUCUGGCCCCCACACCUCCCCCCCUCCCUACAAUGCCCCACUGCAGCCGCCCCCUCCCCCACCCGAUGCCCCCAAUAAUGCCCCCCUCUUCCCCGGCUACAGUGACCCCCCACACCUGCCCCCCCACUCCGGCACCGCCACCCUGCCUCGCCUCGGGGGCGCUGCCACCCUGCCCCGGCCACCCCCCACCUCGGCCACCUUGCCCCGGCCCCCCCACCACCACUCGGCCACCCUGCCACGCCUGCCCCCUGACCCCUACAUGCAGGAGACCCAGUUCAACGCCCCCCCACAGGGCUACAUGGUCCAGACUCACCCGCCCAUGGGGACCCUGCCCAUCGGGGGGUACAUGCACCCCGGCUACCCUGUGCAGCUGCAGCCCUGCACGGCCUACGUCCCGGUGUACCCCGUAGGCACGCCGUACCCCACCAGCAACCCGCCCCCACCUCCGGGGGUCUCCCCCCCCCAGAUGCCCCCAGGAAUCGCCAUCCUGGAGCCGCGCCGGCCGCCCCACGACUACCUGCCCAUCGCGGUGCUCACCACCAUCUGCUGCUUCUGGCCCACGGGCAUCAUCGCCAUCAUCAAAGCCGUGCAGGUGCGGACAGCCGUGGCGCGGGGGGACAUCGUCUCGGCCGAGAUCGCGUCGCGCGAGGCCCGGAACUUCUCCUUCAUCAGCCUGGCCGUGGGCAUCGCCGCCAUGGUGCUGUGCACCAUCCUCACCGUCGUCAUCAUCAUCGCCGCCCAACACCACGACAACGACUGGGACCCCUAGCCCCGCCCCCGGCCCGCUGGCCCCGCCCCCGGCCCCGCCCCCGCCUGCCAACUGGGGCCCCCCAGCACCACGACAAUGACGGGGACCCCUAGCCUCGGCCCCGCCCCCGCCUGCCAACCGGGGCCCCCCAGCACCAUGACAACGACGGGGACUUCUAGCCCCACCCCCACCUGCCAUCCAGACCCGCCUAGCACCACGACAACGAUGGGGACCCCUAGCCCCGCCCCCGGCCCGCUGGCCCCGCCCCCGGCCCCGCCCCCACCUGGCAACUGGGGUCCCCCAGCACCACGACAAUGACGGGGACCCCAAGCCUCGGCCCCGCCCCCGCCUGCCAACCGGGGCCCCCCAGCACCACGACAACGACGGGGACCCCUAGCCCCACCCCCCACCUGCCAUCCAGACCCGCCCAGCACCACGACAACGACGGGGACCCCUAGCCCCGCCCCCGGCCCGUUGGCCCCGCCCCCGCCUGCCAACCGGGGCCCGCCCAGCACCACGACAACGACGGGGACCCCUAGCCUCAGUUCCUCCCCAUGCUGGCCCCACCCAGCGCCUGCCCCGCCCGCCAACCAGGCCCCACCUACUGCUGCCCUUGCCCCCCAGUCAGGCCCUGCCUGCUGCUGGCCCCGCCCACUGCCAGCCCCACCUGCCAGCCAGGCUGACGAUCCCCUGCAGAUGCCAUUACCCACAAUCCCCUGCAGCCAUUGCCAACAUUACCCGGAAUCCCUUGCAGACCCGCCCACCAGGUAUUGUCCCCCAGGAGACCCAUGAUGCUUUGCAACCCCUGCGCUAGCCAGCGACACCCAGAAUCCCCUGCAGCCACCACCCUCUGGGAUACCCAGGAGCCUUUGCAGCCUCUCCUGGCUCCGGCCCUGCCCCUCAGUCACCCCGGUAUCCAUGACAACACCCCCCUUCCUAGCAGAGUCUUUCCCAUGAUCCUUUGUAACCAUUGCCCCCCAUCCCUCCCCACAGGCAUCUUUGGCUCUGCCCCCUUGGCAGCCCCCCAGCCCGCCCCAACUCAGCAAUUCCCAUAAUCCUUUGCAAGUGUCCUUUUCCCAUCAGCACCUCCGGCUCUGGCCCCUAGGGACAAGCUCCGCCCCCUGGCCUCACACCCUGCCCCUUUGGCCACCCCCGUCAAUGGAUGCUACCCAUAAUGCUUUGCACCCACCAUAUUCUUCCCCCAGCCUUGGGUCUGACUCCACUCCCACAUGAUUAGGCCACGCCUCAUUGGCUCAGGCCACACCCCCUGGCUUGCCCUAAAUAUAUGCCUGAGCUUCCCCAUUAGACCACACCCCUUCACGUCAGGCUCUGCCCCAUCAUUCCCCUCAAUAUCCUCAUGCCUUGAUUGCUCCCCCAAAGCUCCGAUUGGCUUCUCCCAAUUGGCUCCACCUUUUCAGCACCGGCUCCGCCCUCUCUUCCCUCUUGGCCUUUCCCCACAGCCCUUCCCCCUUUUAGCCCCUCCCCCAUAAACAUUUUGCUCCAGAUUGUGGGGGUGCAAACCCCAAUAUAUCACAGAGCUGUACAUAGCAAUGAAAUAUCCCCUUGCCAAGGUGUGACCCCCAGCAUGAGCCCCCCAAAUCUGUGACACUGGCCCUUUAAGAUACACAACCCUUCCCACUCCAAAAGAGACCUCUCUUUUCCCUCGGCCCAAACCCUUCCCACUCCAAAAGAGACCUCUCUUUUCCCUCGGCCCCUGCAAGUGAGUGAUGCCGCCCCUCUGGGACGCCACCUCUGGCCCCCCAUGGGGGCGUUCCUGGUUCAGGGGGAUGGUGGAGGCAGGGAUGGGAGAAGUUUGAGGGUCCAAUUUCUGGGGUUUGGGGUGUUUGGAGUCUGGAGGUGGAAUCACUGGAGUGGGGGAGACACUGUUCAUUAUUGGGGUCCCCCUAAGUCACUCCCACCCAACACACUGUCCCAAAGCCUAGAUAUCUGGGGAUCCCUUGCAGUGACCCCAAAUGGGACAGGAUCACUGGGCUAGCGGGGGGCUGCGGGUCAGGAGUGAGGGGCACUGGCAGAGCUCAGGGGGGCGCUGUGUUGUGUGGUCCAUUGUACCCCCCUAUAUGGCCCUGGUCCCUGUGCGAUCCGGCCCCUCCCAGUUCCUUUCCCCGUCGCGGGACGCGACGCGACGUUUCUGUUUGCAAGUGACCUGGGUUAAUAAAUCUCUAUUGAUAACAA
Messenger RNA from Dermochelys coriacea (leatherback sea turtle), 3168 nucleotides. It is a transcript of the gene PRRT1, whose product is annotated as proline rich transmembrane protein 1. Gene Ontology annotation, cellular component: membrane. The coding region runs from base 199 to 996 and encodes 265 amino acids. The record is from RefSeq and is a predicted model, not a curated record. The transcript is spliced from 4 exons. NCBI's taxonomy places the organism in Eukaryota, Metazoa, Chordata, Testudines, Dermochelyidae.